Podarcis lilfordi (Lilford's wall lizard) is the source of this 8991-nucleotide messenger RNA. NCBI's taxonomy places the organism in Eukaryota, Metazoa, Chordata, Lepidosauria, Squamata, Lacertidae. The record is from the annotation of a GenBank genome assembly.
AUGUCUGGGGGCUGGGGCCGGGAUAUGAUGGACUACGGAGGCGGCGGGGCCGGCAUGUCCGGAGGGGGCGGCCGGGGAGGCGGGAGCGGCGGCGGCGGCGACGGCCGCAUCUACGUGGGCAACCUGCCAGCCGACGUGCGCGAGAAGGACCUGGAGGAGCUUUUCUACAAGUACGGCCGCAUCCGCGACAUCGAGCUGAAGAGCAAGCGCGGGCUCGCCCCCUUCGCCUUCGUCCGCUUCGAGGACCCCCGGUGGGUGACGGGGAGCGGGGCGGGUGGGUUCCCGGGUUCCCUCAGGCGGGAGAUGUAGAGAACCCCCCCAAUAAUCUCUCAUAUUUGGGAAUGGGGGGGGUUUCCCAAGCAUGCCUGGAGGGUGGGGGGAGGAGGAAGAGGAGCCCCCCCAACCCCAAUUUUUGGCAUUUUGUGAAUGUGGGGCUCUCCAUCUUGCUGGCAGGGUGAGGUGCAAGCCCCGCCUCACCCCCUUCUCCUCCUCCUCCUUUCCCGCCUUUUUUAAAUUUAUUUUUAUUUGGUUCGUUUUGGCAUGUCACAUGCUGGCUUUCUGCUAUAAUAAUAACAAUAAUAAUUUUAUUUAUACCCCACCCUCCCCAGCCGAGACCGGGCUCAGGGCGGCUAACAACCAAUAAUAAAAACAAGUUGAUUAAAAUACAAUUUAAAAGAUUAAGAUACAACAUUAAAACAUUAGGAUGCAGCCUCUUCACAGGAGGAGAAAGGAAAAAGAAAGAGGGGGAGGGAAUCAAACCCACCUGCAUCCACCCACCCAGAUGGUUUUCAGAUUAUUAUUAUUUAUAUUAAUGAUAUAGGGGGGUUGCUAUCCAGCAUUCGCCCAUGCUCCAGAGAGUAGACCCGUUGAAAUGGAUGAGCCCCAAGAUAGUUCGCGAUCAUUUCAGCAGGUCUCGAGUACUAUUGAGUAGGAUUGACAUUGGAUAUGAUCUGCGGAAAACUGAUGUUUUGUUUUGGAAUGGUUUUGGCUACACAAAUAAACAUUGCCUUACAGUGUCACAUUAUCUUCUUUAUGAUAAUAUUUUUUAUUAGUUUUCAAUUACAAUCCAAUGAUAGCCUCAUAAUAACAAUACCAAUUUAUAAUACAAUUAUAAUACAACCAAUUUGUAAUACAACUAAUACUAAUCAUUCAAAUACCGAAUCACAUUGUCAUUACCCACCCUUCCCCCUAAGGUUCCAGCAAUUGAAACAGUAUUAAAAACAGCUUAAAACAACUUAGUUACAAAAAUAAGACUGCCCUACAGUCCAUUAAUUUCAGUGGGUCUGCUAUUCUUGAGUAGCACUAAGAUGCAACCCAUUAAAAUUAACAGACAUAACUUGUAUGGGGUCCAUCAGUUUCAGUGGGUCUGCUAUUGAGUUUGACAAUGGAUACAAUCUAUUAAAAUUGAUAGGCGUGAUUAGCAUUGGGUCUAUCAGUUUCAAUGGACUUUCCCUAAGUAGAACUCCGUUGCCUACAAUCCUAAAAUAAUCUAUAUGAAUGUAUUAUGUUUAUUUCCCACCUCACUUCCUUAAUGGAAGCCAAGGUGGCAUACAUUAUUAUUAUUAUUAUUAUUAUUAUUAUUAUUAUUAUUGGGAUUUAUAUACCACCCUAUACACCUGGUAGUGUUUUCUCAGGCAGCCUCCCAUCUAAGCAAUGAGCAGACCCUGCAUUGUAUCCAAUGCAGCCUACAGCCUUCACCAAACCCCAUGUUGUCGGACUAGUUUGUGUAGAGAUGGCCAGCUGUUGGAAGGUAACUUGCUGCGUGUCUACUUUUGCAUCUGGCACAUGAAAAGUUGUUCAGCAGGGUAUGUGGCUCUUGAUGUGAAAAAGGUUUCUCAGCUCUGGCCUGUAUAGAUUGGCAGCAGCUCUCCAGGGAUUCAGACAGGACAUACAGUACUGGAUAUGUAAAGGAUUGAACUAGGGAUCCUCUGCGUACAAAUCGGGUGUUCUGCCUCUGAGGUAUGACCCUUCCUGAACAUAGGUGGAUCAGAUGCACCUAGACCAAUAUUCUUUGCAAGAAUACCAGCCACUAGUUCAGGAGUGGGGAACUGUGGCCCUCCAGAUAUUGUUGGACUACAACUCCCACCAUCCCUGGCUGCUGGGACUGUCCAAUAACAAACAGCAGUGGAGGAGCCACAGUUUCCCCACCUCUGCUUCAAACCACAUCUUGGGUUCAGUUUAUUUAUAUUCUGCCUUUCAGGAUACAAAUCUUGCCUAAUUCAAGGUGAUGUGUUGUUGUUUUUAAAAAAUAAUUAUAUUUAAAAACACGCACAGAAACAAGAUGGAGGAUAAGAUGGUGCCUUUUCCCAAUUCAUAAAUGAUUAUUUGGGGGCAAGGGAGUAGUAAAAUGGACUGUGAAAUGUCUCAUCUGCUGUUAAUAUUAUACAGUCAGAGAUCUAGAUGAUGUAAAGACCACUGCAUCUUUAGUAGGUUGCCAGUCUCCUUCCUUCCUUCCUUCCUUCCUUCCUUCCUUUCUUUCUUGACAAAUCCUGGAAUGGAGCCUUUAUGUUUAUGAAUUAAUUUUUAAUUCAUUAAUUUUUGUACUGCUUUUCAAGAAUAAAAAUCUUCACAAUAUGGUUCAUAUUAAAUAUAACAACAAAAUGCAAUAUAUAAUAUUUUAAAACAUCAAUAAAUCCUAUGGAAAGGGGUGUUUGCUUCAUUUUUGCAGAACUGUUGAUCAUGUAUAUAUUAAAUCUGCUUUACAAAUAUGUACUGUUCUGAUUCUGGCAAAUUCUUGUUAGUAUAUCAUAGUAAUUUUCUUCAAAUAUAGAAGUUUAUGCAAUGUGUAGCUCAACACCACAGCAUAUAUGUCUGACAGCAGACCAUUAAUCCUUAAUCUGAGGAAUGGAGGAUUGGACUGCAUCAGAAAUUAGUCCAGUUACACAAAAGUCACAACCACGACCCCUUAAGUGGUGUAGUGAAGGGCUUUUUUGGGUUACCACAUCAGGGAUGAAGAUUAACUACAAAAAAUAUGCUGGCAUAAAGAAGCAGGCUGUAGGGGUUCCUAAAGUAGUGUUUGGAACAUUGCUAAUUGAUCUGUAGAAAGUAGUCUGCUGAUGGCAUUCUUGUUGAUCAUAAGCAUACAGAGAAGCUUCUUCAUUUUGUUGUAUCUCUUGAAAGUUGCCUUCUUUGCGUAACUGACAAUGGCUUUUUGAAACAGCCGGAGCAGACUUCCGGGGUGGCGCCUCCGGAAAAUGGCGGAAUUCCCUUCGAACUGAAGGGAACCCGCUACACGGAGGCUUGGGUCCUGCCGCUACGGCGCAGCGGGGACCCUUAAAAACCACAGGCGGAAGAAGCCUGUGGGCGUGGGACUCGGCGGGCACCGAGAGCGCUCUCUCCCCUUGUACAGGAGCCCGGUAACGGGCUCCGGAGUGGGAGGUGCGUGGUGCUGUGAGUCGUCUGCUUCCUCCGUGCAGCAAAGCCGCACUGCCGUUCUCGGAGAGCGCUGCCUUUUUCCUGGACAAUUUGGCAUCUAAAACAUCUAUCCGUGAGUACCCGAUCCUGGAAGAGCUGAACUACUUUUAAGAUUGGUGAAUAAAUAAAUAACAUUGGACUUGAACUUGAAAUUGAAUUUAAUUGGGACUCGGAACGGAAAGGUCUAAACAGGAAGUCGCCUUCCGUUCUUUUGUUACGUGAAGAAAGCAAAGACAAAUUAUACUAAAGCCUGAAAACUAAAUUCUGAGAGAACUAAAAUUCAACAUCUAAGAUUUCUGAACCCCCUUUGAUUGCAGGAGAAGAAGGGGGUUGUUUUGAUCUUUUCAACCCUGCGGAAGUGAGUUUAAAAUAAAGUAAUUUUCCACCGCCCUGAACCAGGAGCGGGCUGUCAGAACUGACGUUUUGAAGCUUAUCCAGCUUGACAGAUAGUUAAAAGAAGGGUAACAUUUUGAUUCCACUGUUGCCUCUUGAAUUUGAAAGGGGGAAUUUUGGAUAAAGUGUUUCUGUAAAAAUAAAUAUUGUUACUGUUUUUUUUCCCCAUUUAAAAAAAAAAAAAAAAAAAAGGGUUUUCCAUCUAGUGGAACUGAGUGAAAUUGCAAUGCAGAGAGUUUAAAAGAGAAGGAUCAUUCUUGUGGGAAAGAAUUUUUUCUGACCUUGAAGGACAAUGCUUGUACAAAGGCUUGAACAAGUGUUCCUGGAAGGUUUUGCAAAAUUAAGUGCCCAGCUGGACCAGAUGCGUCAGGAGUCGACCUUGAUGAGGACGGAAGUUACCAGAGCACAGCAGCAAACAAAUGAAAUUCAGUUAAAGUCUAUACAAGUAUAUGAACCUGCUGUAGCGACGGAGGCUUCAGAGAUGGAGGGACCUAUGGAUGGGCAAGAUCAGUCUUUGAACUUGAUAAAUGAACUUGGGACAAACCUGAUUCGGAAAGAUGAAAUGUGGUCAGAUUUGGAAAUGGGGGGAUGGAUUGACACCCCUCUAUAUGGUUAUUUGGACUUUCCGAGUCUAGUGAUGGGCCAUCAGAGGAAUGGAGUAGUCGAAGUCUCCAAGUUUUGUGGAAAUUGGAAGUGGUAUUAUCUGCUGUCUGGCUUGGGUAAUGGGUUUGGGAUGGACUUGCUGCAAAGAGUCAAAAGCAUCUUCUUGCUGGAGUAUCCACGACUGAAAGGGAAAUAUCAACAAGAGUGGCGAAAGGGGCAAGAAAGAGACUUGAGGGCCUCGGAUACGAGACAACCAGGUUAAGGAGCUGGAUUAUUGAGGUUAAAAGGACUGACAAUCCCGGGUCCAGGGAGGGGAGGCUGGAAGUUGACUGGAUUGAAUCUGACUUAUUGUUUUUGCUUUCUUAUUUUUUAAUAUUGGGAAUGUUUAUAAAUGUUUGAAGGAUGUUGAAUGAAAUUAUAUGACUUAAGUAAGGAUUGGUAAGUGAUUUGAAAAAGGUAAUGAUGUAAGAAUUUGCUAAAUAUUGAAUAUAAGCUUUGAGUUUUAAAGUUUUUAUAUGACAAGAGGGAAAAUAGAAUAAGGAAACGCAAUGAUAGAUUGUUAUGAAAAAAUAGAAAGGAUUUGCUGUAAAAAUUAAAUACUAAGAAACAAGAGAGGGAAGGAGGAGGAAGUCUAGAAAGGAAGUUAAUGGAGAUCGUAAAGGAUUUUAUAUUUCUGUUUUUCUGUUUUUCUUUUUUUCUUUUUUGCGGCUGGGUUUUUUCUUCUUUAUUAUUUCUGUAUUAUUUUUGUUUUUAUUUGUACUUUCAAACUUUUUUGGAAAUUUUUGUUGUUACUUGUUACUUUUUGAAAAUUUAAUAAAUAUCAAUUCUAAAAAAAAAAAUGAAACAGCCGGAGCAAAGGUGCCUUGGGCACUAAUGUUUUUUAACCUGAUUGCCACCUUCUUGAUUUUACUCCAGGGAGACUAGCAAGUCAACAUAGUAAUUGACGUUCGGAAAAUAAAUAGGAACUCCCUGGUGCUAUGAUAUGCUAACUGUUGUUGUAAGUGUAAGGCAUGAAUGUUCUGAAUUCUUUUUAUUGUUUGCAACAUUUUGCAUCCUGAUGGUGAAUACUGUGUCCAGUCAGUAUGUUUCAUUCUGCGACUUUCGUCCAAAGCUAGAAACAACUUUAUCGCUCAUAAAUGUCAAGUGCUAACAUCUUCCAGCUUAGAAACUGGGAACCUCUCCACUCUUUCCAGCCUACUAUAUCUAAAUAGUUCUAUAUUUAAGUUUCAAAAGUACAAUAGUUCCUAGGACUGCUCAUUUUCCAGAGGGUUAAUCUAUUGCAAUAAACACAGCAAAGUAUCUCUUUGCACCUUAAGGAGCAACAAAAUGUGUUAGUCUGUAAGGUGCCAAAAGACUCUUCUCUUGUUUUCGUACCUUUCCUGUGCUGUCUGGGCAAUGCUAAAUUCAUGCAUAUAUUAUUUGUUCACAGAGAUGCAGAAGAUGCAGUUUAUGGGAGGAAUGGCUAUGAUUAUGGUCACUGUCGCCUACGUGUUGAGUUUCCCAAACCUUCCAGAGGACGGGGUGGAGGCUUUGGUGGGGGGCCUCGUGGGAGGAAUGGCCCUCCUUCACGGCGUUCCGAAUUCCGAGUCCUUGUUUCAGGUAUGUUGCCUUCCAUACUUCAUACUGGCUGGGAGCCAUCCUGAUGCCAUGCCACAUGUUUUGUUAUAUUGGGGAGAAGGAGCACCUUGCUUCCAUAAUACAGGGUUUCUUCUUUAAUAAGAAAACUGUUCCUGUGAAGGAGUUUUUUCAGAGCUGCGAGAGGAGAAGACAGCUUUCUGGUUCAAUUAACGGAGGAAGCCUAUUUUAAUUUGCUUUUGGAGUUCAACUUCGUGAAUGAAUGGUGAGCAAAAGAUAAAUCUCAUCUCCACCUGUAGGCAGGCAUGAACUCAAUGGACUUGGAAAUGGGCAACUGGGAGGGUGAAGGGAAAGAAGAAGAUCCUUGUAGUGUGCAGGGCCAGGAGGACUGGGUCUCAUAAAAGCAAAUGAUUCUCUGAGACAAAAAAAUGAGCAUUAAAGAGCUGCCUGAGCUGCUGCUGCUGUGCAGUAUUUCUGCUUAUUAUGAGAGAAAAUAACCUGAAUUAGAUCCCUCAGUUAAUAACCUUGUGGAUCCCUCAGAGGAACCUUGCCAUAUCUGAAGUAGGUGUCUUGUUUAGUGAGUUGGGAGAGACAGGUGGAAAAUACCUCUUACUGGAGAGAAGUGGAUGUAUUUUGGAGGUUUUGCCAUGGCGAUCAAAUCUCUGGAGAAAACUCAGCACUCCCUGACCAGUUUUAUGGAAUGGUCCACUUAAAACAAAACUCAUUUUUUAAAAAACAUGUUUAUUCCCAUGUACUGCUUAAGUAAAGUACAGUGACCUAUCUUGGUGCUUCUCUGCAUGGUACUGUGGCAUCCUGGCUAAAAAUGUGAUUGCUCCCUGUGAGGAAACUACUGAAUUGCAAUCUCCUCAGCUUUGCAUCAGGACCUGAAAACAAAAGUAUUGAACCCCAGAACCACAGAAGCCUGGGAGGGCAGGGAGGAUAUCUGGAGGAAUCUCUUUGACGUUUGGCAUGAAUGGGAGAACGUGCAUUGCUAGAGAGUAUUGUGAAGCGUUCUUGAAAACUGCUAGGAGCAGCAGUGUUCUAGUGUCUCCAGAAUGCGAUGUGGAACAGGGGAGCCACUUACCUUUGCCUUUACUUAAUGAUCAUGCUGAUAGUUAAACACAGGUAUCCUUGCUUCGCUGCCCAAGGACCCAAAUUGGAAUCAAAACUCAUACUGUUAGAAGGGGACUAUCAUUCUUGGAUGGGAAUCUGAUCCUGAGUAACUUAAGUCGUAUGUGGAGUACAAGCUGCCCAGGCAGAGUUAGGGGUGAUGUUAAGUUUACCUUGGACCAACAGGAGGAGGAUUCCUUUCAAAGCCCAGAACUCUGAAUCCUACCUAGGGGACCACCUUGCUGACAAUGAAAGGCUCAUCUACUCAGGAAUGGAACUUAACUGCUAUUCUUUGGAUCCUUAAUAAGCAGGAAGUCUGUGGAAGUGGUGGAUGGAGUCGCAGACCCGCUGGAGGGACCAUUCCAGGGUGUGCAGCUUUUUCCGGCCCAGCCUAAGCCGCAAGUGCCAUCUCUUUAUGUAGUCUCUUAUGUUUUGUGUUCUCACUGCUCAGGGCUUCCUCCAUCAGGCAGCUGGCAGGACCUGAAGGAUCAUAUGCGUGAAGCUGGUGAUGUAUGUUAUGCAGAUGUACAGAAAGAUGGAAUGGGGGUGGUUGAGUUUCUCCGCAAGGAAGACAUGGAAUACGCACUGCGUAAACUGGAUGACACCAAAUUCCGAUCUCAUGAGGUGGGUCCCUGCCUGUGGGUGAAGAGCAUGUGCGUUGUGCCAGUCAUGGAGGAACAUGCGUUAACGUGUCCUGUUGUGAUGCUCUCAAGAGGCUCCGGGGGCACAGUCUAGCAAUAGUCUCGGAAUUGGUGGCUAAUAGUAAUCCUUGUAGCAUGUUAGGAAUCCAGCUUAAAAGAGUGGUCAAGGCCUUGUGAAACCUGCCCCAUGAUGGCGUGGUGUGAGCCCUGACAGCCAAGGCCAGGUUUUCUGGGGUUCAUUCCUAAGUUACAUGGAAAAAACUAAGCAUUUGGAUUUACUUGCCUCUGUCUGCUUCUAGGUAAGUCGAGUUGACUUGCUUUGCCAUUCUCCCUUUAACAGACCAAGAGUUGAACAGAGAUUGCUAGUGGUUGGCUGUUGAAUAAGCUUAGCUCACCUUUGCCUUGGCAGCCAGAGCUUGCAUCCACAAACUGCAACGCUUCUCCCCAGAGAUGCUGAUGAGUAACCAUAGUGGUUACAAUAGCAGUCAUUCCCACCUAUGCAUGGAAUCUCUUCCUAUGGUGGUCUCAUGAUGUCUCUGCCAUGAACCAGUUUUUUUCCCCCCAGUCUUGGGGCAUUGCUACCUCUCUUGCAACCACCUUCUUCCAUCUGCUGCAACCACCCCCUCUGUCACAGCUGGAGGCUGCUUGCUGUGGGAUUUCCCUUCAGAACCUGAGCUGCUGAGAUACAAUUAAAUUAAGAUGAGCUGGUGAGACAGUUCACCAAGGCAUCUCCCAACUAUGCUGAAGGACUCCACUAGAUUACAUCUCUUUCCCUCUGGCAGUUAAAAGUUGGAAACUAUCGACAUCUUCGCCCUUCUUAGUUAGAUGAGGACAGAACAUGGCUGUGUUUGCCUUACUAAUACCUGCACCGUACUAGCUGUUAUGUAACACAUGCCCUUCGUCUGUAGACCCUCAAGGGCCAGAUCAGAGCUGGCCCAAGGCAGCAGCAGUAGAUGGACUCCUACUUACGUAUAUAUGGAAAAAAAGCUAUCUCCAGCCUCGAGCCACUUGUGCAUUGGUUCCUGAUCUUCAUUUUUGGCAUUCAUUCAUUCAUAACGUUGACCACAGGAUGUUAUGCCAAUGUUUGGGUUUUCUCUGUUUUAAAUUCCAGGGUGAAACAUCCUAUAUCAGAGUUUGUCCUGAAAGAAGCAUCAGCUAUGGCUACUCGCGCUCCCGUUCUGGUUCAAGGAGUCGCGAUUCUCCAUACCAAAGCAGGGGAUCGCCACGCUACUCUUCUCCCUUCAGGCCAUACUGA